This is a messenger RNA of Lolium rigidum, 845 nucleotides long. RefSeq names its product dolichyl-diphosphooligosaccharide--protein glycosyltransferase subunit DAD1. The coding region runs from base 156 to 500 and encodes 114 amino acids. Gene Ontology annotation, biological process: protein N-linked glycosylation. The transcript has 6 exons. The record is from RefSeq and is a predicted model, not a curated record. NCBI's taxonomy places the organism in Eukaryota, Viridiplantae, Streptophyta, Magnoliopsida, Poales, Poaceae. Gene Ontology annotation, cellular component: membrane; oligosaccharyltransferase complex.
UCUCCGGAACCUCACGCCAUCGUCUGCUCGCCGGCGCUCUCACCCUCUCCCUUGUCGUCCACCACCUCUGCUCCCAGAUCAGUUGCAGCAUACAGAAUUGUUUUUGUUUCUUACUGGCUAGCUCAAAGCGUUCUGAGGGCGCAAGGUUUGCGAGGAUGCCGAAGGCCGCGGCGGAUGCCAAGCUCCUCAUCCAGUCCCUAACCAAGGCCUAUGCUGCCACGCCCACAAAUCUCAAGAUCAUUGACCUGUAUGUGCUUUUUGCUGUGGCGACCGCCCUUGUUCAGGUUGUUUACAUGGGAAUAGUUGGGUCAUUUCCCUUCAACUCUUUCCUCUCUGGUGUCCUGUCAUGCAUAGGAACUGCAGUGCUUGCUGUGUGCCUCCGUAUUCAAGUCAACAAGGACAACAAGGAAUUCAAGGAUCUUCCUCCAGAAAGAGCCUUUGCAGAUUUUGUCCUGUGCAAUCUUGUGCUCCACCUUGUGAUCAUGAACUUCCUCGGAUAAGAAACUGUCCUAUAAGCUAUCGAGAUUUUGUAGUGCCCUAAUGUUUGACACUGUAGUUAUGUUGGAUAUUCAUGUGGUAUCACACACUAUCUAUGUAAUCCCAGAGUUUCUCUAUGAACUAUAAGAGUUUGGUGGAUUUAGUGUUACCAAUGUAAGAACAUGAGAACUUACUUUCUUUUGAGGCAGUGAAGACUGGAAAGAUAACUCAAUAUUAUCAUUCUUCUUUACUGUUCAAGCUAUUAGAGAAAAUUUGAUUACCCUGAUGGCCUCAGUGGCUCAGUGACUUGGGUCUAAUGAACCAUGAAUUCAGUAUCGGUUACUCUGUAUGGAUCGUAUUUGCUAUUC